AUGGACUCGACACAGCCAGCCUCCCGAAGCAGCUUCGAGUACUACAAUAACGACUUCUACAUCGUGAUCCCGCCUCUCCACCGCCACAGGCGGUGCACGAUUUCCGAGCUCGAUGACUUCUUCAACUCUUCCACACUCUCUAGCUCCGACACGGACUCUGUUAAGGAUCGGCCUGCGCACUGGUAUAGGGCUCAGCUGAUACAUUACGGGCUGCGUCCAACGGACAACAAGGGAACGGCGGCAAUGCGGUUGCUGGGUGCGCUUCGCUGCGGCGAGUUGUCGGUUCCUCAGCAUCUAGCGAGGCUAGAGGAAGAUUUGAAAAGAGAGUGGCAGAGACAUGCGCGCGAAGAAGAGAAACGGAGCAAGAAUAAAAGCAUGUCGGAGCCAAAGCUAAAGCCGAUGCCAGAAGACGUGAGGACUAUUGGUGUAUGGAACAGAUGGAAUGCUGUUUCUGAGGAGGCGAAGAGUCUCUACCGGGGGGUUGACACUCCAGGGCUUGGAGCUAGCUGUGCAAUGGCGGGUUCGGGCACGGGCACGAAGGGCAAUUUAGAAUUCUCCAUGUCAGACCUGGACAUCAACGACUGCUUCGAGUUCAAAUCUGGAGGAAUGAGUAAGCCGAGGCAGGGCAGGGCCGCGGAGAGUGCAGAUGCAAGGCAAAUGAAAGAGCCCGUCUCGAGGAUUGCUGCCGCAAGGCGUGUAGAAUCCAAAACUUUCGUCGCUCCAGAGCUGGAACUCCCACUAGAGGAUCCCAUGGGGAGGAUAGGAGGACUUGAAAAGAAUCCUUCGUGUCUCCCUACACCGCCGCAAACGUACCCUUCGCUUCCAAAAGUGGCACUUGAUGCCCUAAAUGCGUCUUAUAAAAUCGAAUCCGAAGGAAUUGAUACUCACGACUCAGGGUUGAAGCUUCGUCUGGAGAAAAACAGCGUAUGGGGCGCAUUUAAACUCGCCGGCGUGGAAGGAGUCAUCUUUAUGCGCGAGCGUCCUGUGUAUGUCUCGCGUGCAAACGAUGGCGGGUGCGCAUUCGAAUGGCGCGGAGUAGACUACAUGGAGAGCUGCACGUACGCUGGUCCUGAGUGCUUGGGAGAAAUGAGGUUCUUCGAAAGAGGCGUCGAGGGGACGUUCUAUAACGUCAUCUCCGAUAGUAGCGAACGGUUUGACUGCGACUUCUCCGGGCGUCGAAUUUCGGUUAAGAAUGAGACCGGGGCGCCUCUCGAUGCGUACGACUUUAGAGGCGAGUACUUUCGAUUGGGAAUAAAGCUCUAG
Messenger RNA from Aspergillus mulundensis, 1263 nucleotides. RefSeq lists its product as uncharacterized. The record is from RefSeq and is a predicted model, not a curated record. The coding region runs from base 1 to 1263 and encodes 420 amino acids. Lineage: Eukaryota; Fungi; Ascomycota; Eurotiomycetes; Eurotiales; Aspergillaceae. The transcript has 2 exons.